This is a messenger RNA of Micromonas pusilla CCMP1545, 207 nucleotides long. Its product is annotated as type II secretory pathway family protein. Gene Ontology annotation, cellular component: Ssh1 translocon complex; membrane. The transcript is spliced from 2 exons. Bases 1 to 207 code for a protein of 68 amino acids. The record is from RefSeq and is a predicted model, not a curated record. Gene Ontology annotation, biological process: protein targeting; post-translational protein targeting to membrane, translocation. NCBI's taxonomy places the organism in Eukaryota, Viridiplantae, Chlorophyta, Mamiellophyceae, Mamiellales, Mamiellaceae. Gene Ontology annotation, molecular function: transmembrane protein transporter activity.
AUGGAAGUCGCCGACUUCGCGUACAAGCCCGCGAAGGAGUUCGCGAAGGACUCCAUCCGUCUCAUCCGCAAGUGCACGAAGCCGGACAAGAAGGAGUUCAGCAAGGUGGCGCUUCGAACGGGGAUGGGGUUCAUCGUGAUGGGGUUCGUCGGGUUCUUCGUGAAGCUCAUCUUCAUUCCGAUCAAUAACAUCAUCCUCGCCGCGUAG